CAACGAUGAGCUUCCAGUUGAAGAGGAACUUUCGUCCGAAGAAUCAUCGCUACAAGACGAUGAUGAGCUGUUACUUGAUGAGGAUGGACUGUAGCUUGACAUAUUUUAUAAAACUUAUUAAAUUAAGUUUAACAAACAUUCGCCGAAGUAUCAAAUGCAAGUGACAACUAAAUAUAUUUAUCGACUAGAAAACAACUUCUCCAAAACAAACAAUGUGUUAGUACUGUGACUGUUAGGGUGUAAUCAAGUGUGAAAUUAUUUUUCAAUGUCUUGUUCCAUUUUGAAAAAAUUAUCUUUAAAAACGUUUCAAGCGGAUCAUCAAGUCUUAGAACAAGACACUAUGUAUAUUUCAACUCCUAUGUAUGAAACGCAAAGUUUCCUCGGGUGUCUUGAAAAUGCUGCCAUGCCUGCAAUGAAGGCUUCCAAAAGCUGGAAACACACCAUUAUUAAUUGGAUAAAGCCAUUGACGUUUCAGCAAAAGCUUGAGUUGCACAAAUCUAUUUAUCCUAUGAUGAAAUGGUUAAAUACAAUGGAUCAAAUUAUUUCGUCUCUCGGAUCAGAAUUGAUCCGAGUUGAUAAAACUACCGCACGGGCCAGACUAAUAUGUUUGCGCCAUUUCAUGCAGAAAAUCAAAACUAAACAGCACGAAAAAGAUUGGAUUGUUAAAACAUCCAAAAUAGUUAUUAAAAAGUUGGAUUAUCUAGAUUCAAUAAUUAUGGUUCAUAAAUGGGCCACUGACAUUCAAAUUAAGUGGAUUCAAAUUUGUGCAGUGGCAAUGAAUCUCGAAAAGAUACUUUUAAAAAUUUUGACGGAUAAUGAAAACUGUUGAAUGAAGUUUCAGCCGAUCAUUCGAAAACAGCGGCUGUUUCUAUUGUGGUGGUGGUUUGAUCAGUUUUUAUAUUUUUCCCAAUUUGUGCCUUCAAAUCCUUCAAUUUAAAAUUAUUAUCUCAACAAAUUAUUAAAAUUACUUUAUACGUGUUAUUUAAAAUUUUCUGUCAAUUACCAAAAUUUUGUAGCUGAACUAACGGUAAUAUGAUUAUUUUUCAUCAUUUGAUACGUAAUGCUAACAAGUUCUGAAUUUUUUAUUUAUAUAUUUCUAUAAUUAAUA
Daktulosphaira vitifoliae (grape phylloxera) is the source of this 1108-nucleotide messenger RNA. RefSeq lists its product as uncharacterized. The transcript has 6 exons. The record is from RefSeq and is a predicted model, not a curated record. Lineage: Eukaryota; Metazoa; Arthropoda; Insecta; Hemiptera; Phylloxeridae. Bases 266 to 829 code for a protein of 187 amino acids.